AUGCGGUUCAAUGGACGGGGGGCGAGGAGGCAGCAGCGGAGGCAGCAGCGGGUCGUGCUGAGCCCUCCAGCAAGCACGGGCAUCCACCCACCCCUCCAUCCCCUCCCUGACUCUCAGUGCCGGCUGCUGUUGAGGGCCAUCGUGCUGCCUGCCGAGCGCUUCUCAAUGGACAUGGGGCGAGGAGCCAGCAGCGGAGGCAGCAGCGGAGGCAGCAGCAGAGGCACCAGCGGAGGCACCAGCGGGUCGUCUUGGGCUCUCCAGACGAAAGUAAAGAUGAGUAUCGUAGCACACCUGCCCUGCCUCUCUCCUCCCAACCCUCGUACUUGUGUUGCCUCUCAUGUCUCGCUUGCAUCAUGCAGCAAACUCUCUCCUUUACUGCCGUCUGUCAAACUCAAGAGACCUCCCUCCCCCAAGGUAGCAAGGAAAGGAGGGAGCAUAGUUGGCGCAACAAUGGAGGGGAGGGCAGCAGAGAAGGGAAAGGGGAGGGGAGGUAAAGAUAAGGCAACAGCCCUGUCAGCGGCUGUCAGCCCCACAACAGAGGAGGGAGCAGAGUGGCUAUGCUGGCCCUUUCCCUCUCUCGCCCUGCCUAAGGGGUGGGCUUGGCCUCUCAAGUGGCCCCUCCCUGCUCUCGCCUUGCAAACUCUCUUCUCGCUCUUGCACUCUCACCCUUCCUCCCCUCGCUGCCCACUGACCAGCUCUGCGUGUGUGCUUGCAGGUGGAGGGGAGGGGUGGGGGUCAACACCGACGCUCCCUCACGACGCCCCUCCCCUGUGGCCGUGCAGGUGCCUGUCUGUGGGGAUGGGAGCGGGGCAGCUCUGCCAGUCGCUGCCACAAGGGAGAGUAUCGGGUUGGGCUUGGCCUCUCAAGGCCACUGGGCAUCGAGAGAAGACUGUAGCAGAGAAGCUGAGUAGCAGACCAGCAGCAGCAGUUGUAGCAGCAGAAGCGGCAGCAGCAGCAGCAGCAGCAGCAGCAGCAGUGGGGGGUUAG
Messenger RNA from Closterium sp. NIES-65, 987 nucleotides. The record is from the annotation of a GenBank genome assembly. Lineage: Eukaryota; Viridiplantae; Streptophyta; Zygnematophyceae; Desmidiales; Closteriaceae.